Molecule: messenger RNA, 7607 nt
Organism: Helobdella robusta
Lineage: Eukaryota; Metazoa; Annelida; Clitellata; Rhynchobdellida; Glossiphoniidae
Exons: 33
Coding region: 1-7158 (2385 amino acids)
Biological process (GO): central nervous system development; neuron migration
Molecular function (GO): lipoprotein particle receptor binding
Source: RefSeq, a predicted model, not a curated record
AUGUUUGAAAAUGAACAAUCCAAGUUAACACAGUUGAAUAAAAGUUUGAAUAAAAGAAGACAUCCACAUUGCAACAACAGAUCUCCAUCCACUCGAUUUCGUUGGAGGCAGAGCUACGUAGCGACACGUGGCAACAUCUGGGCACUGGACAAGAUCUACGUUGGAGACGAUUGUCACUGGAUGUGCUCAGGGCAUGGAACAUGUGAUGGAGACAAGUGCAUAUGCGACGCAGGCUAUGAGGAGCCGUACUGCACAGUGGUCAGGCAACUGCCCACAAGGUUGCGGGAUAGUUUCCAGCGAAACAACAUCAACUCGGGCAAGUAUAUCAACAUGCAUUUGCGUGAAAACUUAACCCUUCCCAACAAAGUGGACAGUUCCUACACGUUGGUACUUGGAGGAGAGGUGACCGAUGUUUGCGGCGUCGUCGUUCACGAUAAGGCUCUUGUGUUUUUCAAAGCAAGUUUAAUCCAAUUUUACAACUGUAAAGAUUCCAUUCGACUUCUCAUGACGUAUGAUCUCGAUCUUUCAACGGCAACGCACGUGGAGUUUUCUUUGAUGUUCGAUUGUCACCGUCUGCCUCAGCAAUCAUAUUCUUAUUCCUUCGCUGAUCCCCGUCCAGAAGAACAUCAGAUAAUUGUUCAGUUCUCAACAAAUGGUGGCAUACACUGGAACCAUCUGCAUCUCAUCAAAUAUAACGACGCGUCGUUUCAAGAGUCUCUUACAAGAUUUUUCAGUCUGUCGUUGCCUUUGGAGGCAAGAUUCAGCUCAACAUCCAUUCGAUUUUGGCAAUCGAUCAAUGCAGCUAGUUCAGGCUGGAUGAGAGGAGCGUGGAUGAUCGACGACCUUUUCAUCGGAGGACCAACUCAAAGCACCCUCCCCUCCCUUCCCUCCCUCCCACUCCACUCCUCUGAUGGCUUUCUGCCGGAGAAAGUUUUCCAUGAAAUGUUCGAAAAUAAAUCAAGUUUUGAUGAUGAUGCAGAAGAGUUUGACAGUCCUAGUGAUGAUCUUUUUCUAUUUUGGCCGUCAGGAAGAAUUGCAAAGUACUGUUCUCAUAAAAUGAAUCCAGGUCUGUCAACGUCUGGCUCGUCGGCAUUAGUCUUUCAAGAAAAGUUUUCUAAAUCAAGUUUGGAGCGUCGAAGUAAAAUUCCGUCAAAAACUGCUGAAUUUUCACAAACUUCAGAGCUGAUGGGUAGUAGGUACCUGAUGACCAAUGACAUCUUCGUUAAUGACAUGACGGUUAUUCAGUUUGAAAUAAACGUGGGUUGUGAUGGCGAUCCAAUUUCGUGGCCAGCAGAUCAACCUGUGCGGCUUGAAUACUCGUUAGACAGAGGCAGGACAUGGAACCUUCUGAUCGCCGAAUGUUCAUCAAACCAUCAGCCGUUGUGUGAACGCGAUUACAUGAUCCAUCCAUCCAUCUACUCCUCUGCCGUGUAUUCAUACUGGACUCAGGUUGUUAUCCCGCUGAAAAACUUAAAAAUUUACGGCUUUGUCAGAUUCAGAUGGUCUCAGGAUACUUCACAAAAAAAUUCAGAUAGUGAACCCACCCAAGAAGAUAACAUUAUAAACGAAGAUGCCAUUAAAUCAAACAUAGAUGUUGCCAGCUACGAAUACAUAGAUGACGAUUUCGUAAUUACAAACCGUCAUAAAACUGUUAGGGAGAAACGUUACAUUUACGAACCUGACGGCAUGAGGAAAAAGAAGAACAUAGUCAACUCUCAACACAAGCCAUUUCCAAAUUAUAAAAAUAUCAGAAUCUCUAAUAAUAAAACUCCUAUGAAUGUAACUUCACCGGUUUUGUCAUCGUCAUCAUCGUCUGCAAGAUCGUGGGCGAUUGAUAACAUCUACAUAGGAACCCAGUGUGUGGCUCAUUGCCAGGGCAGAGGCACUUGCUACGAGGCCUCCGUUUGUGACUGCUUCCACGGGUAUGAAGGUACUUCAUGCGAGAAUCCUACCAGCAAGUUGAAACACAAAAAUUAUUUAAGAGAGGAUUUUGACAAUUCGAAAAGAAAUUUCAGAAAGAAAUUUUCAGUGAUUAGUGGUGCUUCGGUGUCAGACAAAUGUAGUAGGGUACUUCAUGGCACCUCACUGAAUUUCCAUCAACCCACGGAAAGGAUUCUGACCACCAAUCCACUGAAUCUCACCCAUGCAAAUGUGAUUUCCUUUUAUUUAAAAUUUGACUGCCAAUCAACAAACAACAUCAAAUCAACAAUCAACAUCAAGAACUUAAAUUCAAACAAAGUUUACGAAGCAAUUUAUUUGCAAUAUUCGCUGAACAACGGCUUGGAAUGGAACCUGAUAGAAAGAUUUGAUCCGAUAUACAUAGGAGGCAAUGACGUAGACAACAUAGUCAUGCAAGAUGAUGCAUUCAUCGCUGCUCCUCUUCACAGGAUCAGUGGCCAAGAUGUUAUCAAACAAUGGAACGCUCCAAUUGGUCCAAAACAUUUAAACGAAGAUUAUUUUCAGCUGAAUUAUGACUUCCCAAGUCAUGUUGAUGAUGAAUAUCGUACUGCGACAUCAGUCAAUUCCGAAUACUCAAAUGCAGAAAAAUUUUCAAACAGCGAUGGAAAGGCAGAUGCUGAGGCGAAGGAUGACGACGACGACGACGACGACGACGAUGCAGAAAACAUUUACGAUGUAGAAAUUGGGGGUGUCAUAUCUGGAGCGGUGACGAAUGAUAUGAUGAUAACUGCCUCGACGUUCAUCCACUUCAACAUGACGAUGGACUGUUUGGGAGAAAAUGACUGUUUCGGUGAGAUUUCAGGGCAGUUAUUUUUUUUAAAGUUGAAAGCCGUGAGACUUGAAUAUUCAACGGACUUUGGUAAGACGUGGAGAUUGGUGAAGGAGCCAUGCAGUGAAGCAGAUGUCCUGACGUGUUCCAAUGAAGUUCAACCAACAAUAUUUUACUCUGAAUUCAUGUCCACAUGGAAGAGAAUAUCACUCAUUUUGCCUGAUAGUAUGAGAUUUGCAAACGCAAGAUUCAGGUGGGUUCAAACAAAUAGAGUUGGCAAGGAGACUGAUUUUUUGAAAGAUUCAGGUGCUUGGGCACUGUCGCAUGUGUACAUCGGUGACGAAUGUGAAAGUUUCUGUGCUGGGCAUGGUUUUUGCUGGAAUGCCUCGUGUCGAUGUGACGAAGGCUGGUCUGGUUCGUCGUGCAACUUACCCACCAGACAGCUUAAAAGCAAAUUUGUAGAAAAAUUCAACAACUACCAUCCAUUUCAAUACAAUGUAAAGCAUCUCCACUCAAAAAGUGAUACAAACAGCACAACGUCAAAUUCAACAACUCGAGAUGAACAUUCAGAUGGAAACACUGUCACAUUUGUAGGAGGAGUCAUCAGAACCAAAUGCUCCACCACAAAAUCUUUUCAUGUGCUUCACAUGAACGGGAACUGCACGAGAAGUGUGAGGACGGUAGACUUGAACUUGACGUCUGCCAGCGUACUGCAGUUUCAUUUUGCAUUCGGAUGUUUCCAGAAAAAAUUGAACAAUCGUAACAAUGGAUUUGAUCCUCUGGAUAAGAAACAACGACCAAAACAUUUGCGAGACCAUCGGCAGCAUGGAAGACAUCAAUCGCAUCAACAAGCACGACCUGUCCAUGUUGAAUAUUCAUUGAAUGGAGCUUCCACGUGGAAUCAUCUGCUGACCUUGCAGAAGUCACUCCAUCCACAUGAGAAAUUGAUAUCCAUCCAACUUCCAGACGAUUGCAAGAAGGUCGGAGUGCAAUUCACCUGGUGGCAGGAGAUGACGGAAACAAGGAGUUAUGGAAGUACAAAUGAUGAUAAUGAUGUUCACGCAAAUAAUGAUGAUGAUGAUGAUGAUGAUGGCAGUAGUGGUGAUGAUGAUGAUUACUGGCGUCCUACUUGGGUGCUUGAUGAUAUUGUACUACUGAGUGCUGUUGAACCGACGUUUGAUUUGUACAAUGACGUCAUGUCCGACCACCACAAUCUCUGGAACUAUGAUCGGGAAGAAAGAAAAAUAGUAAGUGAAGAUGAGGAAGAGAAGGAGGAUGAAGACCAACGUGGAAACAUUCCACAGUGGGUUUCAAACAUGGCGUCCAUGAAGUUUGGGCAAUUUUGUGGGCUAACUAAUUCUUUUGUUAGCACACUUAGCUUCGAGGAUGAAUCGUACGUUAUGAGUGUGGAUUUGAACAUGGCCACUGUUGACGACUACGUGCUUCAAAUGAGGAUUGCCGUUGGCUGCCACAACAAUGAAAAUGAUGAUGACGUUGAUGGGGAUGAGCUGCCUGAGGAUGUUUUUGCUGUUCGCCUGGAAUAUUCUACCGACUACGGAAAAACGUGGAAUCUUGUAAAGGAGACCUGCAGACAAAAUGAACUGGAAUGUUCUAAAGCGGAACAGCCUUCAUCAUAUUAUCCAAGCAGCAGUUGGAUCAGUGUUGCAAUACCAUUGGAAAACAAACUUCUCACUAAUUUCACAAGAUUUCGUUGGAAGCAAGUUUCCCUGUCCAAUUACAACUUGAACAUGAAGUGGGCCGUAAGCGACAUUUACAUAGGUCCAUCUUGCGUCAAUUACUGCAGUGGUCAGGGUGUCUGCCUCAACAGGACAUUCUGCAGAUGCUACCCCGGCCACCAUGGUGACCACUGUCAGCAUCGCCAGACCAGGAGUAGGCUGAAGAAAGAUUUAAAAGAUGAUUUUGAGAUAUUCCUUCCACAAAAUGGCUACGUCGCUGAUGUAGAUGACGCAGACAGUGCACUCAACUCAACAGAACAUCUCAAACACUGGUCACUCAUUCAAGGCUCCACUAAUAAACCCUCGUGCCUCAAACUACUUCACAAUGCUCAUGCCAACAGAUUUCUUGAUUUCUCAUCAGCCGGUCUGAGGCAAGCGGUCACGAGAACUUUUGAUGGUCGAACAAUCGGGUAUAUAACAUUUCAUCUGUUAGCUAACAAAAAUCGUUUUGAGAAGCUUAACGAUGCAGAAUAUGAUGGUGAACAUGGUUUUUCAGCAAGGGAGAAACACGGAGGGUGGUCAUUAGAAGAGAAAUCCAAGAAGUUGGGAUUUGAAAAAGGUAUGAACGAGAACUGCCAACCACUAACAAACAUCAUUCGAGCCAACAUCAUUCUGGAUUACUCAACUGACGGAGGCGUCAGUUGGAAAUUGAUCAAAUCCAUCAGUCCUCUGAAAGUUUCACCUUCAUUAUCGCACUACCACCAGUACCACUACGUUCAGUUACCCCUUCUAAAAGCUUCCACAUUACCGACCAGCAGAAAUUAUUUUCCAGUAAUGUUUCGUUGGUGGCAACAUCCAUCCACCUCUCGCAUUUUCAACUGGGGACUCGAUAAUGUUUUGAUAAGAAGGACGGUGGCUAAUCCGAGUUAUUUGGAAGAAACAUUCGGGGGCGAUGACCACCAUCAUGACGAGCAACCAACCAAAUGGGAAACAGACAACUGGGACUUCUUAGGCAGAGGUCAGAGGUUAAUGAACAUUUGUGGGUCACGUGGUUAUUCUAUGGCCUGGAAGAAGAUUGACAGUGAAGACAACAAUUCUCAAGAGCACAACAAAAAAUUGAUGAAGAUGUGUGCUGGAGGAGGUGGUAUCAACCUUGGUUCAAGGCAAAUUCAUGGAUCCUCAAUAGUGACGAGGCCUCUUGUCAUCCAAGAUGGACAUAUUUUGCAGUUCAAGGUUAAUUUUAGUCGUAAUGUUAUUUUCCAACAGAUAAUGUUACGCUGUGCAAGAUGUGUUGAGUGUUUCAAAGCAAGUGGCUUAACAAUCGCACUGGAAUACAACAUCGAUCCUGAAAAAGAUGACUGGCAACUUGUGAACGGGGGUUGCGAUCACAACAACAACAUCAACAACAAUAACAUCAACAACAAUAACAUCAACAACAACAACAUCAACAACAAAUACCACAUCAGCGACAACUCAAUUCAUAUUAACAGUAAAGCCAACCAUAAUAUUAUCAAAUCAAAGCAAAAAAACAUACUUCCAAGUAGCAAACUAAAAACUGGAAACGACAAUAAUACUAAUGGUCAUGUAAAGAAUCUUGAUAGCGAUGAUUUCAGCGAGCCAGCUGAAGAUGCUCCAACCACUAACAACAUGCAAACAAAAUGUUCCAAAACGUCAUCAAAUUUCAUUCCGUCAUCGCUGUACAGUGAGUGCGACUUUAAGACCUGGACCAGAGUGUACAUUAGGUUGCCCAGACCAACGUUUUCGGGAAACACAAGAUUCAGAUGGAGGGUAUGGAGGAAUGUAAGUGAUGCAACGAGCAAAAACGAAUAUUCAGACAAAAUCACGAAGAACGCUAACAAGCCAACCAGCAACAUUGAAAAUGUUACUAACGAUGAUGAACCUUAUGAAGGAAGUGUUAGUAAAGUUUUUGACGCCAACAGAAAACAGGACUGUUCUAUCGGCUCACUAAAACAAUUUAAAGAACUCAUCUCCAAAGUAAACAACUUCUCGAACUUUCAUAAGCGAACUCCAAGGUAUGCUCGGGUUGACAGCAAAGUUUAUGACGCUACGAAAGAUGGUUUGUUGUGGGCACUGGAUGAGGUGUACGUGUCGGAGGGGUGCGAGCAUCUGUGCCAUGGAAGGGGGGUGUGUAGGAGGGGCGAGUGUCUUUGUGACGAAGGAUAUAGUGGAACCCACUGUGGAAAAGUAACAAAAGAGUUGUUGCAAAGUUUUUCCACUAAUUUUGAUGCAAACCUCAGUGAUCUACAUCUGGGGUGGUCCAAAAUUGAUGGUGGAAGCAUUGGUGAUGGUUGUGGCGUGUUGGGUUCAGGCAGGAGUUUGUAUUUCAAUGGAUGCUGCUUAAGACAAGCCGUUACUGCCGAAUUGGACCUGGGCAGGAACAGCAGCCGAAUAUCGUUCAUCGUGGCGAUCGGUAGAACUGACCUGCCAUGGAGUUGUAACUUCGACAUACACGAUAAAUGUUCAGUUGACAUUUUACUGCAAUACACACUUGAUAAGGGAAUUACGUGGCAAACAGUAGCUGAAAUAAGAAGUCGAAGAGCAGCUGAAAAGUUGAUAUUCGACGUGCCGGUAGGAGCCAGAAGACCAGGGGCACAGUUUCGGUGGUGGCAGCCAUCCCACAAAGGUCGAGGUAGGGAUCAGUGGGCCAUCGACGACGUUGUUGUUUCCAGUGAUUCCUUCAAACUUUCAGAAGCAAACAAUUCGAAAAGAAGACGAAUAUUUGGGCAUGGAUAGGCAAAAUCUUUUAUAUUAAUUUUAUGUUAAUGUUGAUCAGAUGCAACAGAAUAUAUGGAAACAUAAUUAAAUGAAGAAUAAAUAAAUGCCUAUUUAUACUAUGAAUAUUCUUCAAUUUAUAUAUAAAUUUAUAUCAACCGUACGUUCAUCCAAGAGUUUGUGAGAUGUUACACAAGUAAGUUAUUUCAAAAAUAUAAUUAAAAUUAUUUGUUCAAAUUAAUUAAAUUUGUGAGAAGUAAUUGGACCAACAUGAAUAAGUUGAAAUUAGUUGUUUAUUACAAUACAAGUUGCUUACUUGAUGAGCAAAAAAUCAUUAAUCCAAACAAAAAAAUAUUUUCUACGUAUAAAAUGGUUGAUCAAUACUGAUAAAUAGUUGAACCUUUUUAUAUUCACAUUCUGAAUGAACGCAACGCAGAAUAAAUAAAAUUAUACAUGAUUUGGCAGUUCUA